UUCUGUGUGUUAAACAGUAAUGAUAUGAAAUUGUGGAGACUGGGUCUGCAUGAUCUCAUCGAGCAAUUGUUAUAUAAUUCAUGGAGCUUAUCCUUUGCGCGAAUCUGACCGCACCUCCCUGCGAUGAUAUUGACUGCCUAUCUCCAGCAGUAAUGCAACAAUCGUCCCAAAAGGUAGCGAUACCAAGGCUUCAGUGGACAUCGCUGGAAUCCUCUGAACCGCGAAGGGUGGUACGCAGACGUGCCGCAAAAGCCUGUCAGCCCUGUCGUUCCCGCAAAGCCAAAUGCGACGAGGCUACUCCGAUCUGUGGACAUUGUCGAGACUUGAGACUGGAUUGCCGCUAUGAAAGCGGCAAGAGAGAGAAGCAAAAAAGACAAUUCGAGGUCCUCUGUGAGAAAGUAAGAGUAUAUGAAAAGCUCCUCCAUGAUCUCAGCUUAAGUGCAGACUAUGCAAGUCGUCUGCGUAUCGAAACCGUCCUCGCAAAGUUCUGCGAUCUAGAAACAAUCGAUUCCCUAGUGGAGCCGAGACCUACCUCGACGCCCUCGGAUAGACGGGGUCCGGGAAUGAGUGCAGCGUCACCAUAUAUGGUGAGAAGUGCCAGAAAUGAUAUUCUCACAUCUGAGAGUUCAAUAUCCUGUCCUAUGAGCUCCAUCAGCCCAGGCCAGACAUACGAAAAAUCCAAGUCAGGCGGCAUGCUAGCAUGGGGAAAUUCAAAGCAAAAUUUCAGCCUGAGCGGUGUUUGUGGAUAUGACGCACCUCUGUCGAAGCAAUGGAUGACUGGGCUUCCUAUUACCGGGUUCCCUCUCAUCGAUCACUUCACAAUGAACGAUGGCGGCCAGCAAACUCGCCACUGCCCAGCCGAAAGUGUGUUGCCCUGGCUUGGGGCUAUCGGUUUUCCGAGCCCGUUAGCACAACGUCAGACCGGAUAACGGAGGGAUCACUGAUAGCAGGAGUAUCGGGAGCGAUAUAUCAUGAUCGUCUGUCCAUUGUAAUUUCCUUCUUUUGCUGCGGCGUUCUUCGGAGGGAGCCCUCGACAUUGUUGUGCGCUGUUUGAUGGAA
This is a messenger RNA of Paecilomyces variotii, 1059 nucleotides long. RefSeq lists its product as hypothetical. The transcript has 3 exons. Bases 81 to 929 code for a protein of 282 amino acids. NCBI's taxonomy places the organism in Eukaryota, Fungi, Ascomycota, Eurotiomycetes, Eurotiales, Thermoascaceae. The record is from RefSeq and is a predicted model, not a curated record. Gene Ontology annotation, molecular function: zinc ion binding; DNA-binding transcription factor activity, RNA polymerase II-specific. Gene Ontology annotation, biological process: regulation of DNA-templated transcription.